Protopolystoma xenopodis is the source of this 3897-nucleotide messenger RNA. The record is from the annotation of a GenBank genome assembly. Lineage: Eukaryota; Metazoa; Platyhelminthes; Monogenea; Polystomatidea; Polystomatidae.
AUGGAGAUAUAUACCAAUUCAGAGAAGAUCGAAAAUUCGAAAAGCCAAAGCAAUCUUUUCGAAAGUCCGAAGAGCAGCCGCAAUAACAUACCACAUACAUUUUCAUCUGCCUUCCUCAAACUUUCCUGGUCCGCUGUUUUGCGACAAAAUGUCAAAAUGCCAAAAGACAUGCUGAGGCCUGUGGCAGGGGAUGAUCUAUUAUGCCCAUGUUCUCACAUCAGAUUCGUGGCCUUCUUAUAUUUGGUCUACCUGCUUUACGGUCUCCAAUUGAUGCCGCGCUGCGAGGCCGUCAAGGGCUGCAGCAUACUGCUAGACCCUGAAAUGCGCUGGAAAAAGGCAAUAUGUGAUUCAACUCCCGCAACCUUGACGACUAUCCCCGACGAUCUGCCCAACAAUUUGGUAGAUCUGCAAAUUCUGCGGCAAGUCGUGCGUCAUCUGAAUCGGGAAAGUCUCCGCAGCCUCAGUCAACUGGAAUCGUUGGUUAUUGAGUCGAGCCAGUUGGAGUCAAUAGAACCAGGUACUUUUUCCGGCAUGCCACGGUUGAAGCGUCUCAUUUUGCGAAACAACUCCAUCCAUCUGGGGCCUAAUGGUCUUUCGGGCGGGGCGAUCAAAGGAUUGCUUCAUUUGGAAGAGCUCGACUUGACAUUGAAUCCACUCGGUCGACUUCCAGACGACUUCUUCGAAGGACUCGCCGGAGGACGGUUGCGACGCCUUAAGCUUGGACACGUCAAAAGCUUUGAAGCAUUCCACCUAGAGCCGAAUAGUUUGGCGCCAUUGUCGCGUCUCGAAGAGAUUGACCUGACUGCAGCAAGAAUGCAGACUUUGCACGAAUCAUUGGGCAGAUGCCUCUCUGGCAUGCCGGACCUGAAGCUACUGCUGCUUGGCAAAAACCCAUGGCAUUGUGACUGCCACCUGCGUUGGCUGAAAGUCUGGAACAUGAUUUACAACCGCACAUCCGUGAUGUAUCAUCCAGAUUCGGCCAGUUCUGAUAUUGCUGCUGAGUUUGAACCAGUUUGUCAGACGCCGGCUGAAUUGCGCGGAAAGAGUAUCUUCCCAAGGCCGGGGGCUGACGAGAUUCGGCUUUCCGACUUCUACUGUCCUCCACGUGUAUUUUCACGAGACACGGUAGUCAAGGCCGGACUUGGCAGCAAUGUAACUUUGCGUUGUGACUUUUUUGCCGAUCCGGCGGAAACGGUUGUUUGGUUGAAGGACGGUCUUGUCGUCAAGGCGCAUUGGGAACGCGUCGUGACCCAAGUGAACAGGGCCAAUAGGAACUUUUCUACUGUGCUACAGAUCACCGACUUGCAGGCCCGGGAUACCGGUAACUGGGAGUGUCGAAUCAACUCGGGUAUUGGCGCCAACUCAGCUCGCGCGGUGUACAGUCUAUUUGUGCACACAACUGGGCCGGGUGGGGGCGCUUUGGCCAUUUCCGGUCCUGGAAGCGGUAGCAGUGGAAGUGGACUCACUUCCAGCAGUCGACAAAGUCUCAUCUACGCCGGAGUUGGGGCUUCCAGCCUCAUAAUUCUGCUGGCAAGUGUUUGUCUGAUAAUCUUCUGCUGCUGCAAUAGCCGAGGAAGCGGAUUGUCUGCCUUCAGGACGCAUGAGGAGUGCAGAAAUUCUAUGGCUGGUUCGGUAGCCGGGGGGACGGGCAAUCAGUCGCUGUUGCAAUGCUCGUCUUCAGGAGAAAAGAAUGGUUUGGAUAGUUCCGAUUGCGGGAUUCCAGCCUCGUCGGAAUUGAGCGAAACCUGCCUGGAGGGUCUUGAGCAAGGCUUGAUGCCGUUACUAUGCAAUCCUACACAGCGAACACGCUGGUUUGCCAGACGUCGAGUUCAACGGACCAACGGCAGUGGUUGGGGCUUGGCCAGAACCAAAACGGCACUGAAGACGCCAGUGGAUCCGGGAGAAAAGCAUCAACAGCAGAAGCAACAAAAGAAACAAAAGAGGACCACAUUUGCCGACGACUUGGGGAAAGUUGAGCAAAGAGCCACACGGACGGAGGCUGAUGAAGAGCAGGCAUCAAGCUUGCUAGUCGACUCUUCCGCCGCCAACAAUCUAGUUCGUGUUGGAGAAAAUUUCAGUGUUGCAUCAAGCCUGGACGGUGCUGCCGCGAACUCGACGAUGAGUGCCAAUCUGCCUCAAAGCCAAGCUGGUCGGCUGCGACAACACCCGACGACUGUAGCGCGAUUCUUUCCUGUACCCGUUGGAUCCGAGAAAGAAAGCAAUGCCCUCGUUCGAACCACCUCGUCUCUUGGCGCAAAUCAACGCGGUCUUCUCUUCUCCCCCACUUCCGGUUUGACUAAUCACACUGAUCCUGUUUCCGGAUGCCUAAGCCAACUCACUUCAACCGAAGGCUAUGAGUCGUCGUGUCAAGCUUCCCCAGCGUUGGGAUUUGAUCAAUUUCUGCUUCCGCUCUCCCAGUCGACUAGAAUCGAGAAACCCGAGGCUGUCUAUCACCUCGCAUCCGGAGCGCACGUCAACACAUUGCCUCCCGACUAUCCUUCUGUGUGUACAAGUGAUGGAGGCGUUGGCAGGAGCCGCAUUACGGCCGAAGGUCCUGGAAUCGCCGCAAUGAAUUUCUGCACCUCCACAACUCACCCCUUAGUCGGUUUAGGCGGUUCCCUAAUUCACGAAGCUGCUCGUCUCGGCGGAAAUAGACUUCUCGUCUCCUGCGAUCGUCCAGAGCCAACUGUCCUCCUGGCAACCGGUUUGCCGGCAAGUACUGCAUUUCCGCCUGUUCUCACAGUUUCGGACGAAGAAGCACUGGAGAAACGUUGUCAUCAGUUAAUGCUGACCACAGCUCAGGGCAAAGAGGUUGCUGCCUGUCAGCUUUCUGUUGUCAACUCGCUUCCCGUGACCAAGUUGACCACCAAUGAUGGUCGAAUAUCACGGCCCCUGGUACAUCAAUUGUCACCGCAACAGCCGCAUCUACUGACUAUGGGAAAGAAUGCCCAUCUUGUCGGCCAGCCGAGUGUGGCUAGUUUUAUUGAAUCGAGUUCGCCCCAGCCAACCGAUAAAAAGCUCAUCAUAUCUGCAACUCAUUCUUCGCCUGACAAAAGCAGCUGUCCCAUUCAUGGUACAGCAAGUGCCGAGCACCGUCCCAUCGUCGGUCUGUCAGUGCCUGCCAACGGCCUGACCGCCAGUGCCUGCGUACCGGCUGCAGCCUCCACAAGUUUAGCAGGUUCUACAGGAUCUGCCUCAGAAUCUGGCUCUGUGCAUCGAGUCAAAAAGUCAGACCGUAACGCGGCUUGUCCAGUUCACGGUGUCUUGACGACUGUCGCAAACUCCAUAAUUGCACCAACUCGUCCCGCCGAUCAUCAGCUCAGCACGAGUUCCGUUUCAUCGUCAGCUUCGCCUUCUGCACAUUCUUCUCUCGUCCGAUCUCGCCAUAAGGAAUACAGACGCUCCUUAUCGGUCAGUGCUUUGGCCGCUGGUGGUCUACGUUCUGGAGCAAGCAGAGAAGAACGGGCCACAGACCAUGUAACCGGUGGACCAUACAAUUAUGAUACUAUGGGAUACUGCGGUGGAUUAAUGUCUCGGACUCUUCCACACUCCCACAGGACAAGCCAGAUUAGGGCCUACAGCACAGCCGGAGGCCCAUGCAAUGCAUCCCACCUCAGAGGCUUGCCUCUGCCAACCGGUGUGCCAUAUCAACCAUGCCCGCUACACGGAGAUGUGUUCACAUCUUUCCGUCGGCCACUAGUUCUUUCCAGCUCUUCCGAACACGGCUCGUCCAGGAUGCGUCCAAGAAGCGCCGUCGGCAUGUAUCAACCUUACUUUCAAUCUUCCUCUUUGACGACUGCACAACGUCCCGUCAUUUAUGUGGCACGUGCAUCAGGCCCGAGACAUGCCAGGAUGCAAGAAGUGCACUCGCGCAAGCAGUUGCAACUGCCAACACCA